Molecule: messenger RNA, 1003 nt
Organism: Stegostoma tigrinum
Lineage: Eukaryota; Metazoa; Chordata; Chondrichthyes; Orectolobiformes; Stegostomatidae
Product: fish-egg lectin-like
Exons: 4
Coding region: 89-847 (252 amino acids)
Source: RefSeq, a predicted model, not a curated record
AGCAGUUCCUCAUAAAUAUUUCUGCUGCCUUGUGUUGGAACUCUGCUCCUCAGCUAGAUUCUCAGUGAGCAGAACAUCCCACAGGACAAUGAGGCUCUCCAUCUUUCUGUUGCUGCUUUUCCCUGCCUGCUCCUGGGCGCUCAUCUGCAAGCAACUCAGCGGCAGGAUGAAGCAGAUCGAUGCGAGCAAUGGGCAGGUGUAUGCAGUGGAUUUCAGGGGAAAUGUAUUCACCAGGAGGGGUGAAUUCUGGGCCAGGAUUCCCGGAAACCUCCACCAUGUCACUGUCGGAGCAUCAGGAGUCUGGGGAGUCGGCAGGGAUGGAGUCCUUUACCGUCUGGUCUCUGGGUUCUGGGCCAUUCUGGCAGGGCAGCUCACUCAGGUGGAUGCUGGCGGGGACCAGAUUCUCGUUGGAGUUGACCGACGUCGCUUCGUAUUUUGUGCCAACAGGAGGGCAGCGGUCUCAGCGGCCAACAGCAACAGCCCAACUUACCACACCAUCCCGGGGAGAAUGAAAUAUUACUCCUGCGGGCCCAGAGCCUGCUGGGGAGUUAACACCGGGGGCAACAUUUAUUGCCGAGUUCACAUCAAGAGGUCAAUUUGCCGUGGGACCCAUUGGGUGAGGGUGCCCGGUCGUCUCUCGAUGGUAGAGGUUGGCACAGAUGGCACAGUCUACGGGAUCAGUCACAGUGGGCAGGUCUACCGCAGAAUUGGAGUCACCAGAAACCGACCUCAGGGGAGGAGAUGGGUCCGAAUGCACUUCCUGCAGAGGAGAUUCCGUCAUGUCUCUGCCGACCUCGGAAUUCUGUGGCUGGUCGAGAGGAAUGGCAAUGUCAUCCAAUGCCAGUGAGAGCCUGCUCCCAGGCCAGUGCAGAGGGUCACUUGUGGCUGCGUUGUGUUGUUUCAUUUCUAAAAGCGUACGCUGUCCUUCUCUCUCUCCCUCUCUCUUUCUCGCUCGCUGGUGGCACCCGGCUCGGGUCGAAUUUGAAUUAAAGUCUCACUCUUA